This is a messenger RNA of Aspergillus terreus NIH2624, 1257 nucleotides long. Its product is annotated as OTU family ubiquitin thioesterase. The transcript is spliced from 5 exons. Lineage: Eukaryota; Fungi; Ascomycota; Eurotiomycetes; Eurotiales; Aspergillaceae. The record is from RefSeq and is a predicted model, not a curated record. Gene Ontology annotation, biological process: protein K48-linked deubiquitination. The coding region runs from base 1 to 1257 and encodes 418 amino acids. Gene Ontology annotation, molecular function: cysteine-type deubiquitinase activity; ubiquitin binding. Gene Ontology annotation, cellular component: nucleus.
AUGAAUACGCUGUCGACUGAGGAAAUGGAGCGGUUCCAGAAGCUGUCCAAUGAGUUUGAACCGGAAAUUCAGGCGAGUGUCUCGAUCUGGGCCUCUGCAGGCGCCGCCGCUGACACCAUCGCAGGGACCGCUCGUGUCAGCCAAACAAUCAACCAACGCCAUUGCCAUGGAGUAUUCCGGGGCAGAUCCCACCUUUGUCGCGAAAACCAGCCGGUUGCCUUUGGGUAUUUCGAAAGCCUUUUCAAUCUCCACAAUCUCAUCCAUGCGCAGUCCGAGUUGGUCCGCAUCAAGGGUCUCAAUUCGCUUCUUGACCAAGUAGGUCACCAGGAGCAUUUGUACGAGAUCUUUGUAGAUGCAACCGAGAGUGUCUUUGAGCAAGUGUGUGAGGCGAUUCAGGCCGGGGUACGGGACGAUUCGUUCCUGAAGGACCUCUUCAAUGAGGAGUUCAACUCCAGUGCAGUCAUCACGCAUUUCAGGCUUCUUACCAGCGCCUGGAUGAAAUUGAAUCCUCAUCGGUACCAGGCCUUCCUGCCGCUCCCCCUCGAUCAGUACUGCACGACGCGGAUCGAGACCGUCAAAACGGAAAUUGAUGAAGUGGGCCUCCAAGCUCUGGUGGACGGCGUCAUCGAGCCGUCCGGCGUUGCUGUCGAGAUCCUGUACCUGGACCGGAGUCAGGGUGAAGCAGUCACUCCCCAUCUCUUGACCCCGAGUCGGCCUAGCGCUUCGACAAUCCGUUUGCUGUAUCGCCCAGGCCACUACGAUAUUGCGUACCAAGCGGAACCUACCGUAACGAUGGAACCCAUCGUCAAUUAUCAGUACGGCAUGACCACCAACUACUCGCCCUGGGACCAAGGCGCCCUCUCGUUUGAUGUGAACUCGAGUCUCAUGUCCAUUCCCAACCUGAUGAUGGACCCCUCCUUUGCACUCUCCCCUUCCCCCAUGACUCCCGCCCCGAGCCCGUACCGCGUCUCGCCCCCUCAGGAAGUGUUCCAACCUCCGAUGCACACGCCUCCGCCACCGGUCCCCGUCGCAUCGCCGCCGCCACCCCGCAUGUCAGCCCCGCCCCCGAUGACUUCGUUACCCAACCGGUCCUCAGACGGGCCGCAGAUUCGACUGAAUCCGUUGGUGAUGAAGCAGAACUUGAGCCACUCGCUCCCCGUCACGACUCCAUUCAAGAAUUCGCCGUACAACCAGGCCCAUUUCCAAAACCAGGACUUUGAGCCAAUCCACUGGGAACCCAGUGAUUCCCGCAAAUGA